Plectropomus leopardus (leopard coralgrouper) is the source of this 9480-nucleotide messenger RNA. It is a transcript of the gene mtcl2, whose product is annotated as microtubule crosslinking factor 2. The record is from RefSeq and is a predicted model, not a curated record. Gene Ontology annotation, biological process: regulation of autophagy. NCBI's taxonomy places the organism in Eukaryota, Metazoa, Chordata, Actinopteri, Perciformes, Serranidae.
UGCAAUCAAGGCAGACAUCCUGAAGAGAGGGGAGGAUUUAUCAAAUCAAAGCGGAAUAAUUUGCAGUUUUUUUACACACACGGUGGAAAACGGGAUUAUAUGUUGCGUCUCUGCAGUUUUUGGACUCCGCUUCCUGCUUCUUCGCCUUGCUGCCCUCCAGGAGCUCUCAUUGUGGCCGGAGCGAGGAUCCCCUCCUUUUGUGUUGCUCUGCAGUUGUUUAUUCACAGUCCAACUUCUGCCUCCGGUUUCCCCAAAUAGGAGGUUUCAUUUCAGUUUUUCUUGUUCUGGCCAAAACGGAAUGAAUGACAAAAACAAAGGAGGUUGAUGUCCAUAACUCUCCGACUCACCUCGUCUUCGCCUCGCCCAAGGAACGGAGACUCCAUCUCCGGCAGAAGAUGGAAAGCGGAGGCGGGACGGAGGGCUCGGACAGCGGGCAGACGCAGCACGCGGUGCCCGCUCAGCAGCAGCAAUCCGCGGGGCUCUCUGCGAUGGUGUCCGCUCAGCCUCCGGGCGAGAAGAAGAAGAUAAACAGAGCCCCGUCCCCGGCCAGACCGAAGGAUGUACCCGGUUGGUCGCUCACUAAGAUUCGCGGAGGGAUUGGGACCCCGACUCUGAGCGUCAAGCCGGGAGCCAUCCACCUGGGCAGCCGUAUUUCCAGGCGCAGCCCCGUGGGGAGUCUUGCUGGAAAGGACGGUAAAGCUGAGAGGAGCGGUGCUGGCAAACCGGCGGGCAAAUCCUCCCUGUCCUCCGCCGCGUUGUCUAAAACAGCCAAGGCGGCCAAGAGCACUGCAGGAAGGAGGAAGGUCUCGGACGCCAGCAUAGGGUCCGACGAUUUAUCUAAGGACUCCGGUUGCACCACCGGGAAGCUCUCCCCGACCGACAGUAGCUCCGAGCUGUCGGACUGCGCCUCUGAGGAAAACAAGCUCUCCACAGACGCUGUGAGCAGCGACGCCGAGUCAAGGAGCAGCCGGGGCGGUGGGCCGGACGGAGACAAGUCGCUCAGGGAUGGCGUGUUGGCGGACAGAGCUAGCCAACAAGCCGCCGCCAAGACCACAUGUUCCUCCGCGGAUAGGGACGACAAAGACCGUCUCUCCAUGGGCGUGGAGACCGGGGAAGGGAGCAUAUCCCCCGGCGAGGAGCGCUCGGUCACCUCGUUUGACAGCAGGGUGCCUGCCAGCACAUCCCUGGCUUUCUCGGACCUCACAGAGGAGUUCAUGGACGGCAUGCACGAGGAGUUUGUCCGGGAAAUAGAAGAGCUCAGAUCUGAAAAUGAUUACCUCAAAGAUGAGAUGGAGGAGUUGAGGUCUGAGAUGCUGGAGAUGAGGGACAUGUACAUGGAAGAUGACGUCUACCAGCUGCAGGAUCUACGGCAACAGCUGGAGCAGGCAAAUAAGACCUGCCGCAUUCUGCAGUACCGGCUGAGGAAGGCAGAGCGACGCUCUCUCCGUGUGGCCCAAACAGGGCAGGUGGAUGGAGAACUGAUACGAACGCUGGAGCAAGACGUCAAAGUGGCGAAGGACGUGUCCAUCCGUCUCCACAGUCAGCUGGACAGUGUGGAAAAGAAGAGGAGUCGUCUGGAGCAGGAGAAUGAGGAGCUGAGGGUCCGACUGCAGGACCUGGAGGUUGCCAAACAGGUCCUCCAGCAGGAGAUUGAUAAGAACUCCCAGAAGAAAAGAGGAGCACGACCCAACAACAAACCUGACAAGAAGCUCUGUCCACAGGAGGACAGUUCAGACCUGAAGUGUCAGCUCCACUUUGCCAAAGAGGAAUCAGCCCUGAUGUGCAAGAAGCUGACUAAGCUGGUGAAAGACAGCGAGGCCAUGAAGGAGGAGCUGGCCAAAUACAGGUCUAUGUAUGGGGACGUCAACGCCUCGCUCACCGUGGAGGAGGUUGCAGACUCCCCCCACACGCGCGAGGCAGAGAUCAGAGUUCACCUGAAGCUGGUGGAGGAGGAAGCCAAUCUGCUGAGUCGACGCAUCGUGGAGCUCGAGGUGGAGAACAGGGGGCUCCGAGCUGAGAUGGACGACAUGAAGGGACCACAAGAUGGUCCUCAGGAGCUUACUGGUGUCGGCGGUGGUCUUGGAGGAGGAGCCAUGGUACUUGGGGGAGGAGCCUCAUCUGAAAACGUCAUGGAGCUCCAGAGACACCUUCAGUUUGUAGAGGAGGAGGCGGAGCUACUGAGGAGGUCUCUCAUCGAGAUGGAGGAACAAAACAAGCUCCUGAUGAAUGAGAUUAACCGCUACAAAUCUGACCUACCGCCACCAGCGACCACGCUGUCGUCCAAUUCACUGGCGUCGCUGACAGACGGGCUGCUUAACGACAGCCCUGUGCACUCCAUACAGGAAGGGGCGGUGCUUAUCAGCACAGACGCCCCAGCCCAGGAGGAGGAGCUCAGACUGGCAAGGCUUCAGAUUGGAGAACUCAACGGGAAAGUGAAGAAGCUGCAGUACGAGAACCGGGUGCUUUUGUCCAACCUGCAGCGCUGCGAUCUGGCCUCCUACAAUUCUCCUUCUGCCUCCUCCUCUUCCUCCUCACUACGACUGGCUCUGGAGACUGACGCCGAGGCUGGAGACUCAGCUGAGUGCCUCCCAAGCCCGCCCCACCGCAAAGAGCCAGUAGGGGGUGAGACGGACGCCCUGGAGAUCAAAGAACGGAAAAAGAAGAUCGAGGACAACGCUGACGCAACAACCACACUCCCUGGGUACCUGGGGCAGAAGGACCAUGAUGCCUUGCUAGCCAUGAGGGACCAGGCCCGCUUGGUUUCCACAGCGAUACAGCUCCUGACCUCCCCUGAGUCAAACUGCCUCUCCUCCCCAUCCAUCUAUCACAAGGUCUGCAGCAACGAGGCAGCGGAGCCGUGUGACCUGGAGAAACCUCAGCCUCACAGCCAGAUUUCGGAGCUGUCCGACCUGGCUGAUCGGCCCCUGGUUGGAGCUCUGACCAGCAGGCUCCAGGCCCUACACACACAGCUACAGGCCUUUGUGGAGCGGGUAGACGGCCUGGGUAAACCCCCAGCAGGUGGGAGGGACCCUCAGGUGGAAGGAGCAUCUCCUCUGGCCUCACCUUGCACCUCCCUCCCCUGCUCUGGAGACGGGCAGAAUGGACCGAACAUUGCCGAGGAGAAGCAGCCUGAUUAUAGGGACCAAUUCGAGUCGGAGGUUAAAGGUCAAACUGAGGAGAACAGCCAAUCAGACAGCGAAGUGACGCUAAAGCAGGAAGACAGCCAGCUGGAACAGGGAGAGAAGGAGGCAGAUGAUGCACUGCCUGUCCAGCUCAGUGACCUUCAGGUUCGGCUGUCCGGAGCGGAGGACUCGGCUCUCGGAACUCAGGGGGAGCUGGAGAAGGAGAGACACACUCAGAGAGAAAUCACUCUCAAACUCACACAGCUUCAGGAGGAGCACCAAAAGGCUCUGCUCCGUCGGGAAUUCCAGCUGCAGAGUUUAGGCCUCCAAGCUCGCCUUCAGCAGAAGUUAUGGGGCCAGGAGAGGACUCUGCUGGUCCAGGAGUCUCAGCACCUCAAACAAGCCCUGUUACUGCUCAGCCUCAAAUUGCGCUGCUUCCUCAAACAGUGGAGGCUGGGCUGCAGAAAGGACACAGAGUGGAAAGACAUCUUGGAGAUGAACAGUCUGAAGGACCUCUACCUGCUGCUGGAGGAGGAGAACUUGACAAGCCCCGCCCACCAGACUGACAAGAGAGCUGCCGCAGACGAACAACCCCUCAGCCCGACUAUCAAGUCCAGCGCCGUGAGCAGCACCUUGGCAGACCUGAAGGUGGCGCUGCAGGAUCUGAGUGCAGAGUUACGACAGGAGAGACAAGGCUCCCAAGAACUUACCCAGCAGUUCGCAAAGGCCAAGGCGUCAUGGGAGGUGGAGAGAACUGAAUUAAAGAGCCUCAUCACUCAGCUUGAGAUGAAAGCAGGAAAAGCAGCAGCUCUGUCCGCCACUGAUGCACCCGAUCCUCCGGACCUUAAGGUGGCGCUGAAGAGGGAGCGUGAAGAACAUCAACACCUGCUGGCUGAAUCCUACGCGGCUGUGAUGGAUCUAACAAAACAGCUGCAGAUCGGAGAGAGGAACUGGGGCAGAGAGAAGCUGGAGCUGCUGGAGAGGUUCAGCCAGGAGAGAGCUCAGUGGGAGCAGAGACUGGGAGAGGCCACUGCACAACAGGGGAAGUCAAAGUCAUUCGUCGGUGAGUCCUCUGCAGACACAGUCGUCACUAAUGGAACAGGAUCUCCAAGAACCAAAUCCACAUCCGAGCUGGACAGCCCAGCAGUCAACGGAGCAGCCAAUCAGGAGGAAAGGAUCCAGUGUGCAGUCCCAGGGCUGGGUCACCUCACCAGGAAGAAUUGGACCAACCUAACUAAUGAGAUUCCACAGGUUGGGGACACCUGUAAAACCUGGGACGGCCCCAGUGGCUCCUGCAGCAGCUCAGUGGCUUCAGAGCUGGAUUUGGAUUCAGUCCAGAGGAGCUACACAGCUCCAGACCGCACCGGCAUCCGGAUCUACUACAGCCCUCCUGCUGCACGACGCAUGGAGCAACAAAGAAGAAGCCAGGAGGCCAAAGAGCAACAGCAGGCCCAGAAUGGGAGCUCGUCCCUGGGACUGAGUGGCUCAGACGUGGGCGUGGCUGCAGUGGAAACCGUUGAGGUUCAGCAGCAACAACCUGCAUCCUCCUUUUCUUCCUCGUACGAGCAGUGGCUGAGCUCGCUGUCCACGCAGCACAGGGAGCUGCUGGAGAGCAGAAGCGGCUGUAUCACUGGUUCCAUCCCCAGUGUCACUAACAACGGUGUUGGUAGUUCGGUUGAUGGGAUGUCGUCCUCGUCAGCUUUCCACGGCCUGGAGAUCGGGGAGAUUUCAGCCAACUUAAGUGAUGACAUGAAGGAAAUGACCAACUGUGUCCGCCAGGCCAUACGCUCUUCCUCUUUAGAGAGAAAAUCCACCAAGGAACCUGGGAAUCAGACGGUGGGCAUGUCCACCAGGUCCACACAGACUGCUCUGCAGUAUGUCAGCAUCGGGCUGCAAACCGACCACCUUCCCAGCAGCAGGGGGACGGGGUUACACUCCAAAGCUUGGUCCCCUCGCCCCUCGUCAGCAACCACGUCUUCUCUGGCAUCAGCCAGAACCCGGCAGAUAUCAACAUCCCUGGAUAAAGUUCACAGCCGCAUCGAGAGGCCGUGCUGUUCACCCAAGUAUGGAUCCCCGAAACUACAACGUCGAGUGUCUUCUGGCUCCACCUCCAGACUGGACGGUAGUUCCUCCUCCAGGGACCGGAGCCUGUGGAGCCUCCAGCAAAGAUCCAUCAGUGGAGGAGGAGGCUCAGCUUGGGCCCGCUCCACCACCACCAGGGACAGCCCUGUCCUGAGCGGCCUCACCGACGGCCUCUCCAGCCUCUUCAGCGUGGUGGAACACUCUGGAAGCACGGAGUCGCUCUGGAGGGGUGAUGGAGGGGCCAGCCAGGGUGCCAGUCCUGCACGUCAGCCUCCUGCUGCAGGGAAACCCUCUGGUGCUGCAGCGUGUGGCUCUGACCCCGGCUCUCAGCGGUACGGGGGCCUGGUCCAGGAGUUCAUCAGGAAUGUCUGCAGCAGCCGUGCACAGGGAGGAGUCACCCUGCCUGGGGAGAGAGCGCAAAGAGACUCCCAUGGCAGCCUCGGGGGUCUGGGUGUCUUGGGCAGUUUUGGCGGUGUGGAUGAGCCGAAGCCAGAGUGCGUAUCAGCUGCGGUUGGAGGCCUGGGAGCUCUGGCUGGAAGCAAUGACAAUGUGACCAGGAUCGUCAAUAAGAGAUUUAUGAGACAGACAGCUGGGGAGGAGAUGGUCAGUAUCAUGGGAGGAGGGAAAGAAACAACGACCAACCCAGGAGCUGCAGGAUCUGGAACAGAGGAUGCACCCUGUGACUGUGCUGCCCAGUCCUCCUGCCUCACCCGACCAUCAAGAGCAGCAACCCGCCAUUCGCCCGGCCAGUGCAAGCACCGCCCACAAGAGCCCCCGGUGGCAACCGAGGAGAAGGGGGACACCUGCAAUGAGUGACGACACAUUUACUGCCACAUUCAGAGACACGCGACACACACAAGCAAUACUGAUUCUUCACAAACACUGAACACCACUGCCAUGAAAACACACUUUCUCACACUUCUCCCAUGAGCAAAUGUACAAACACACCUACAACCUGCCACACAGGUGCACUGCCAAAUAUAACACACACCAUUAGCACACUGCACAGACUGCCCCACAAACCCACUGCCACACACACAAACACAUUCAUAAAUACACACACACACACCUGGGCAAUAUUCAGCUUAUUUUGGACUGUACCAUUCUGAUGCCAAGGACAGGUAGGACUGAAACUCAGCAACAGAUCCAACCAUCACAAAAACUACCAGCAGUACAGAAAACGCAAUCUGACACACUAAACAACAACAACUCAUUGAACUGAAAAGUCUAACAAGUCAAACCAUGAUGUCAGGACUGGAUCUACUAAACCUCUCCUCCCCCUCAAUUUACAGAAUAACAGGUACUACAAAUGUCCACUUUUGGACUGAGAAUCCACCUUGAUGAUGUUACCUUGCCACCAUGCUGUUGGACCAGCAGCCAUGUUGGAUUUGCAGAUGAACAAGGAGAAAGAACGGACGUCCUCCCAGUUUGAAUUCACAUAUAAAAGUGCAUGUGUUACUUUGUGAGCUACAGUAUAAACCUGGAGAGGAGACAUCCGUCACAGCUGGAAGGAUCUUCCAAAUUGUGAUAGAAACUCUGAAACCAUCAGUCUCAGAAGAGUAAUCUGGCGGAAAGCUCAGAUGAUUUAUUCCUGAACCUCAUCAUAAACAUGUUGUGCUGGGAAAUGCAAUUACGCCUUUUUGAUUGAUUAGCACAAAAACAUUCCAGCGAGAGUCACCAACAUGGAUCUGAAAUUGUCCACUUUUUUUGAUGACACACCUGCGUCAGCUGCAGACUAGCAUUCAAUGUUUCUCCUUAUACAGUCGAUCUCAAAAGGAAAAACUCAAGGACCAUUGGACUACAAAUCCCACUUUGACCAGAUUUAGAUUCCACUAAUGGAUGUUUGGAGGUUACAACUCCAUAAAUGAGACCAUUCAACUGAUUCGAGUGGACCUCCUAUCAUCGUUGCUUAGUAGCAAACCUAAACAACAAAAAAAAGCCCCUGUCCACUGUGUUCCCAGGACUUAAGCCACAAAUACGGGGACAUUUUGUGGCAUUGUAGCCAUGACUCAAAAAACUACUACAAACAUGUUGCCCUCCGAAGUCUGAUUGAAAAAAAAAAAAAAAAUACUGUUUUGGUUUCAACCUGUCAAAACAGGCAGAAAGUGCCUGUUCCUUUCAUAUUUUUUAGAUAUUCCUUCACAGAUGUCAAGCUUCAUUUCUAAUCCUUUGAUGAAGUUGGUUACGCGGAUUGAUUUCCGAUCGGUUAACCUAAAACCCCAUCUGCAAAUUUCAGUUGGCAUUGAACAGAGAUGCACUGAUAUCACUUUUUUUAAGUGCUUAUUUUACCAGUUGCUCAGAGUGCCUCAACAACUAGUUUGGGGUCAUGCUACAGAAGCCCAAACCAAGACAUAGAGAAAAAGUAUGAUAAUUAAGUUGGUUUACACUGAAUUUUGUGUCACGUGACUUUGUAAAUCUGAUUUUCAUGAUUAAAUGUUUUCCUAACAGUAAUGAAAUUUACCUGAUAUCCAUCAGCUUUAUCAGUGCAUCCCUACUCUCUAUGCAUCAUGGGAUUAGAUAUGAUGUGUGUCCUAACUCAAAAUCUACCAUCGUCCAGAAACGCUCAGUAUUUCGAAACCAUGUCCAAGGAGAAUUCAGUCAAUGCAUUCCUUUUAUUAGGGAGUCUUUCCAAAAUGUGUUGUGUUUGUAAUGUGUGUUUAACCAUUUCAUUCUCAGCGUUCUGGUGUACCAGUGUAGGUUUAAGGCAGAGGAUAGUUAAAAAUACAACCUCUACGCUCCUCUCACGCGCGCAACUGUCCUCAUGUCAUAGUACCACACGGAUGGCAUAGCUACUGUACGAAAUCUAUCAGCAUUUUGAAAAUGUAGCAUUAUAAGGUAAUCUUGGCAAACAGCAAGCUAAGAGCUGUGACAGGUCCAUCUGCAGUCAGAGUAGUUACGCACUGACAGCUUUUACUUUUUAAGAAAUACAUUCUUUUUUUUAACUUAUUUAAUGUAAUAUUUUCAGAUGAAAGAUGUAUAUUCCUUUCUACCUACAUGGCCCUCAGAUCCAACAAUAUAAACUGUCUUUAAGUAGAAUGUCUGCACGCUUGAGAGACAUAUUUGAGAAAGAAGUAAAUGGUUGUAAAAAAAAAUGAUAGAUGGGAACUCACCCAAAUGGUCUUAUGGGUGAACUGAAAAUACAAAAUAAUGUAAACUAAAAACAAUCAUAGAUGAAAGGGAUUUCACUCUAUUUCGUUCUCCUGUCCCUUUGUUUGCCAUGCUCUUCUCUUUUUAAUCAAUCAACAGAUAUUCAAAGUGCCUGUCAGUUUACCUAUUAGUCAGCUCACACCAAAACUGGACUCCAUAUAUAAAACACACCAACAAGCCCAGCAGGCCUUUUUUUAAAAAAAAAAAAUGGGUAAAAAUUGUUUUUACGCACAUAAUUGUGAUCAGGCUGUAUUAAAGCUACAAUAAAGUACUGUACCACAGUGGAGGGACGACAGGAUGGUUUACAGGUAUAGGAGGAUAUAUUAACUUUUUUUAUACCAAGGGUUAUUUUAUCUCUGGAAAGUAAAUUAUUUUUGUUUCAUUUAUUUUAUAUGGAUGUUUUUUGCUGAUAUAUUAGCCUGUUUCUAUUCUUUCUAUUUAGUUAUCAUGGUGCUACUUAGUGUAAAGUCUGCUGUGAGCUGACCAUCCAUUUCGAUAUGUCUCUGUUUGUGUAUGAGCUGCAGAGUGUUUCUCCAUCUCUGCGCACCGCUUCAUGAGUCAGCAGUUUAAAACAGGGCAUUACAGUAACAGUGUACGUAUUUAAAUGACACAGUGAAGAAAACCCACAGUCUAAAUGCUGCUUGUUUGUCUCCGCUCCAGCCCUCACUGCUGGUAGAAAACCAACCGUCUGAAACCAGUCACCGCUUCAAAAGCGACUUGCCACAGGAAAAGACUGAUUUUUUAACCACAAUUAUACAACAGGUAGUUUUAGCUAAGCAGUCUGACGAAAUCAUAGAACUUCAUGAAAAUCCUUCCAAGUGUCCUGAAAAGCAGAGCUAAUAACGUUGGGUAAACAUUCAUUCCUCUCUACAUUCCUUCAUUUUACCUUAGAAAGCUUUGUAGUUAAUUCAGAAAAUUAAACACACAUCUGGUGUAGCUGUUGAAGAGAAUGACUUUGAUGAUAAGACAUCAUGUGUUGACAACAUGAAUGACAACAGAAAGGGCAGACAUGGCAGAAACACAGUAAGACAUAGCUCACUAACAAGCUGACUGGUUCACUGAGCAAAACUGCUACAGUCUGUAAGAACUAGCUUUUCCUUACUUGGAAAAAUAAAUCACUUUUUGGAAA